UGACCUAGCACAGCGCCCAUGAUCCCUAGAGCGUGGAGAUAGAUACCUGGUCAGAUAAAUGGCUCCACUCGCAUAUAUCAAGCAAGUAAAAGAUUGCGUCCUAGUACAAGGUGAUGAAGGUUAUGUCGUAUCAUUUUGCAAUUGAGUGUUCUUCCUUCUGACGAUUACUGGAGUCGCACUUCGGAUGCAAAGCGUCGCCCAUACGACCCACCCAAUAGCCGCUGCAAGAUCAAGGAUGAACCGGAAGAACUGGUACCAGGUCUUACGCGCUGCAGAGCGCCCAAAUCUCCGUGAUGGGCCGGGACGAUGCCCAUUUCAACGACCCUCCCAAUCAUCCGCUGCGUCCCCAUCAUUGCCUAGCCACGGUGCAUUCAGACACUCUCGCGCUUAUUCUAGACUUUGCAACCAAAAAUGCACCGAUUUUACUACGCUCUAUGCAUCUACCCCACGAAGAAACUUACAUUACAGCGCUGGAGUCUGUGCCCGGCUAUCCCAUGAUGAAGAUGGGCGCAAGGAUUAUGGGGAUGGCCGUGUGGUGAUCGAACUUGAGCCCGAUUUCGACCAGACUCAGACAGCACUAGAUGUGUUAAAACGCAAAGUUCCACGAGGCUACAUGCGCUUUGGCAUUGCUUUGGAUCAGCAUGGGACCCUGUUGUCCCUCGGCGCGACAUUACCACCCAACACGAGGUAUCUUCAUUUCAUUCCAAUAGCUUCCGAUUUCUCUACUACAGCGUCAGUGUCAAGCGUCAGGAAGCUGCAGCAACUGUCGGCUGAACGAGCCGCUGUGCUCGCGAGAAGGUGCUUCUGGACUACCUCUGGCUAUGUGCUUGGGGCGGCUCUCCAGGUCCAUUUCCAGCAGAGACCACGGUCAAGCAUUCUACACCUAACUGCUGCACCAGAACUUGUAGAAGAUGUCUCGGGAGGUGCAGGCUUCGCUUAUGACUUUUUCCUGGAGCAAAACGCUCUCGAAACCGGCGCUUCCAAUGUCUCCGCGUCGGAUCCGGUGGCCAACGUUAUUCAACUCAUUGGACGGCAGAUGGGAGAGACUCCCCGCCUCGAUGAAAGCGUCAUGACCUCAAUACAAAAGUGCUACGAGGCGCUUGUUACAGCAGAUCUGCCCAUCGACAUCAUCGCGACAUCGCCCGCAGAAGCUCGGGAAGUUUUCGAGAGCAAUCCUUUCAAGCUAGAGGAGCUUUCGACUGUGAAGGACGGAGAUACUAUCAGCUUCGUGCGUGUUGGGGAGUUCUACAUCGACUUCAUCCUCACAAAGCCCAAUGUGCCAGAUAAGAGACGCUUCGCUCUCCUACCAUCCACCAACUACCUUCGCGCCGUCAAGCUUCGGCAAUGGUCCACAGCAACCUGGACGCCCUCAACCCCACAUGUGGGCCCGAAGGCUUUGCCAAUGACUCAAGCGCUUCUUCGUGUCCGUGGCAUCACUUUCCCUUCCCAUGCUCAACUCAAAAAGCACAUCGCCGCCCAAGAAGCAGCCAGUGCUUCUGACCACAGGACGAUCGGACGCUCUCAGGCGCUAUUCAUGACGUCUGACGUUGCAAGUCCCGGCUCGCCCUUUAUUUUGCCCCAUGGAAUGCGUAUUGGGCGCAAAGUCGAGCGCGUUAUCCGUGACCUGUACGAUGUUCACGGGUACGAUGAGGUUCGCACUCCGCAGCUGUUCAAAAAGGACCUGUGGGUGCGCAGCGGGCAUUGGGAAAACUAUAAAGAUGAUAUGUUCAAGGUUAAGGGAUUCAGAGAGGACAGCGAGUGGAUGAGCGCCAGGGCGGCGCAUGACGGUCAUUCCUGUGUGGCCCACGGCUCCACCGCGUCUACUAUGGAGGAUGGAGACGAAGGAGCUUACGGACUCAAGCCAAUGAACUGCCCCGGACACUGCCUCAUCUAUUCCAGCAAGGAGCGUUCUUACCGCGACCUGCCGCUUCGGCUAGCAGAGUUUGGCCCGCUCCACCGCAAUGAAUCAUCAGGCUCACUGUCCGGUCUCACCAGAGUGCGCCGCUUCCAUCAGGACGACGCGCACGUUUUCUGCACGCCCUAUCAGGUCUCUGGCGAAAUCCAGUCGAUGCUUAAGAUGCUCACAAAUGCGUAUCGCACCUUUGGAUUCGAGCAGAUCGAGCUCGUGCUCUCCACGCGACCAGCGCAAUUCAUCGGCGAGGUCGCCGAAUGGGAGAAGGCAGAGGACUCUUUGCGCCAGGCCCUGGAUGCUUGUGGGCGUGCGUGGUCUACCAAUGAAGGCGAUGGCGCGUUCUAUGGGCCCAAGAUCGACUGCAGGCUCGUCGAUGCCGCUGGCCGAAAGCACCAGACGGCGACAAUCCAGCUCGACUUUCAGCUGCCUAGGCGAUUCGAAUUGCGCUACGCCAAUCCGGUCUCCGCGGACGGGAGUGGAUACAGCAUGCCAGUCAUGAUUCACCGGGCGAUACUUGGCAGUGUCGAGCGCUUCAUGGCAAUAUUGAUCGAGAGUAGUGGUGGCAGAUGGCCGUUCUGGCUUAGUCCUCGGCAAGCUAUUGUUUUGCCUGUGGCGGACACGCCCGAAAUCAAGGCGCAUGUCGAAUACGUGCGCGACUAUCUUGGGCUUGGCAGGGAAAUAGCCGACCAGAAGCGGUGGACUCGGGGAGUGGCGGCCGGCGAGGCUUCAAGACCAGACGAUGCACUAGAACUUCCGCUGGCACGUCCGCUGCAAGUCUUCCAUGUCGACCAGGAUUUGAGCCUUGAGCGUCUUUCCAAGAUGAUCCAAAAGGCCACAACUGCUCGAUACAACUUUAUGCUCGUCGUUGGUGAAAUGGAGGCGCGCUCGGGGACGGUGAGCGUCCGUGUCCGAGAAGACUAUGCUGCUAACCCGCCUCCUGCGCUGCCUGGUAGGCCAGAGCUGAAGAAGGAAAUGGGAGAGUACGAGCUGCACAAGCUACGAAGGCUCUUCGAAGAGCUCGACACAAAUCACUGGUAGUCAUUAAGCUCUCAGUACCUGCUUAUGAUUUUUACAUGUGUUCAUGUAAUUCCGUGAAAACAUUCAUAUUUUUGCGAAAC
Molecule: messenger RNA, 3030 nt
Organism: Tilletiaria anomala UBC 951
Lineage: Eukaryota; Fungi; Basidiomycota; Exobasidiomycetes; Georgefischeriales; Tilletiariaceae
Product: threonyl-tRNA synthetase
Exons: 3
Coding region: 185-2950 (921 amino acids)
Biological process (GO): threonyl-tRNA aminoacylation
Cellular component (GO): cytoplasm
Molecular function (GO): ATP binding; threonine-tRNA ligase activity
Source: RefSeq, a predicted model, not a curated record